AUGGCAGGAGUUCGGCCGGCGGUACCCACGGCAUUGACGCGGAGGCCGGCGGCGUCGCUGCCGCGCGCCAGCGGCCGCCAGCAGCAACGGGAGGGAGGAGGAGGAGGAGCCCGCGCUUGGCGCCCGCCCGCCGCCGGACGCCGCCUGCGUCGCGACGCCCCCGCCGCCCCCGCCCUCGCCGCCUCCGCUGCGCCGGCGGUGACGUCGCGCUCGCCUCCGUCGCCGCCGCCCCCGCGCGGGGCGAAGCGGCGCGCCUACCGCAUCGUGUAUCGCGGCGACCGCAUCGUCUCCCGAAGGCCGCUCGCGAAGGUUCCCAUCCACUUUCACACGAGGAAGACCUGUCUUCCGUUCUCACAUACGGUGCCUUUCUGCGAACUACCUCAAGGAUUAGUGGAUGCGUUAUCUUGAAGAAUUCUGAAAGAAACAAGUUGUAGAUUUAUUCGGCUCGAAUUGUGCCAUGAAUCUCCACCGGUCACGUGGGAAAAGGGGCGGGCAGGGUCGUUUGGCAUGGUGGCCUUCGGGCUAGGCAUGUGUGUUUGUUGUGUUGCAAUAUAAGUUAAAUAUACUUCCCCGUUCUAAAUGUGUCUCGCAAGUGCGAAGAUGUGGGCAGCAUUUGUUGUUCGCAUUUUAAGGAAACGAAUAGUGCUUGGUAUUAUAUUUGCCUUAUCUUUGACAUACUGUGUCGUUAGCUUCCUUCACGAGGCCGACAAUUCUGUGACUGUUGAGAUAUCAGUGCCAAUGAGGCACUAUGAUCAACAAUUUCUUUGGCAUUCUGUUAAAGACGAUUCAAAUGCUACAGACGUGCGCGUAACUACAUGCCGCAAUUCAGUUCAAGGGAAGGUAUUGAUUUCAGAUGACAAAGGGUAUGUCUGUUUAAGAACAGAUGUUCUGUCCACGGGGUGUUGCAACACUGAUUCAGAGAAUACUAAACGCUACUCAUGUGAAACUUGCAAAGAGAAUGGUUGUUGCAGUAUCUAUGAGUAUUGCAUCUCUUGCUGCUUGCACCCAGAUAAGAAAAAUCUCCUGCAAAGUGUUCUUGGAAAAGCAUCAGAGACCUUCAAUGUAUUGUUUGCAUCAGUAACUGAUCAUUUUGAACUGUGCCUUGCAAAAUGUCGGACAAGCUCACAAAGCGUGCAGCAUGAAAAUUCAUACCGAGAUCCUCGAGCCAAACAUUGCUAUGGAGAAGCUCCUGCUGCUGCAGCAGCAGAUGGAAUGAUGCCAUCUUGAAGCAGAUCCAAUAAAAAUAGGAAAUGGGAGUGACUUGACUCCCAGGUGGUUGUUCUACUAGCAAGGGUGGAUCAGUUCCCAUUACUGUAAAAUUCUUUCAUUUGCAGUGAUUGGUUGUAGUUCAGCAGGUUCUGCUAGAGUGUGGUUUUCCGAGGUCCAAAUAACUCCUGCUUGUUGUGCAGGAUGUGUAGAAUGAAAUUUGUUUUCAUAUUUCUUGGGUUCUGGGAUGGGCUGCAACUAUUCUUCUCAUUCUCCUAAGUGAAUGAAAAAUCUUCUAAGAUAGAGCUAGAAAAGCCAUUAUGUUUGAUUAUAGUCAAUAAUGUGUGCUCUGUGAUAAGUUACCCUAUUCUAAAAAGGGAAAAGGAGUAACACGUGGAAUUUGUAAGAAAAGGAGGUAUGAUAUACAAAGACUUAAGUGACUUUUGUAAAAAGUUAAAUCAGGGUAAUUGCCUUACAAGGUUGUAUGUUCACAUGUGCACCUUCCAGGAACCUCACUUUCUUUGUGUGGUCUCUGAGUCAAAUGGUUUUUAUUAUAUCUAGUGGAAUUAAUCACUAAAAUUAAUAUUAUAGUAAUUAAAAGAUUGUACACGGUUCAUGAACAUUAUUCAUUAAAAUCCUUCCUAAUGCUAUGCGGGGUCCAGCUGAACCUGACUUCGUAGUUAUAUUAUUUUAACAAGGAAGAAAAAGCGUAAUGUUGAUAUAUAUCAACUUAAUACUUUGUAGAGUAAAAAUAUUGUCCAUUUGAAGAAGAUUAAGCAAUAUGUGUUUUCUGCAUUAUGUAACAUGUUUGAUAUUAAACAUUAAUAUGUUUAUUAGGAUCAAUCUUGACCUCCCAGGUCUUUUGAUGUUACAGAGGUGCAUUUCUCAGUUUGCAGUGAAGAAAUCUCUUAAAAAUUCAAAAUUUGUUGUUAUCUGAUUGAAUUUGUGAUUGAGUUUCAUUUCAUUCUGAUUGUUGCAAUUGAGUCAUAAAGGAAAGAAUUUCUCUUUGAAUCUUGCUUUCAAGUUUUUCAUACCAGAAGGUCUUGUGUCGGCCCUGUAGUUAGUAGUAGAUUACGUAGUUCUGUUUCACAAGUGUCAAAAAGAAGUGUGCAAAACAUUUUAUAUAAAGAAUAUCGAUCAUACAGGAAAACUUGGACAAUUGAUACAGAAGAUGGGAUAACAGGAAGAGAAAGCCAUAGAGAAAAGUGUUGUUAAUUAUGUUCCAGGAAAAUACUAAUAGUCUUCCUACUAAUGGCAUUACAACAGCAAAUACGUUUACAUAAUAUUUGCAACUUUUGCAAUUUUCAAAAAUUCAGGAAGUGUAACAAAAAUCUGGCCUACACUAUUUUUUAAAUGAAGUAUUUCACCUCUACCAGGUGAAAUGCCGAAUGUAAUAUUGAAUUUCAUGCAAGGGGACACAGAUCGUUGCACUCAGUGUCUCAGACUCAAAUAUAAAUCUGUGAUUGAUGGUGGUUUUCUUAUCCGGCAGGAAUCAUUUUCCAGUAAGCAAGAGCUUGUGCUUGGGUAUUACUACGCUAUGUGCUCAAUGGUUGUCAGUAGGAUCUACCAAAGGAAGUCUUCGCUGAUCUCAUGUAGCAACAUCUCAUAUUCGUAAAUGCAUGUAAAAAUGUCUUAAUAGACAGACAAACUAGUCUUUCAGAAACAAAUUGAGAAAUGUAUCGUGCCAUUAAUUUUAACAACUUUUUACCUAAAUAUAGAAUGUUUUUCAUUCGAUGAAUUUAUGACUUCAAAUCACAGCAUUCCAAUCAUGGUUAAUCAAGUGAAAUCAAACAAUAAAAUUGUUUUCAAAAAAUAUUUUUCUGCCAAUGAUUCGUUUGUUCAUGUUUCAAAGAGGCAAAACUUCAUUACACUGUUCAAUUUUUUCUACAAACAUUUUGCAUUGCAUUUUAGUAAUAAACAUUGAUUUCGGAAUUUGAUAUUGCAUAUUUUAAAGAUUUAUUGUGCAUGUUAUACGGCAAAUUUUACACAUUUUUAUUGCACAGAAACCCGGGCUCUACUCGUGCCAUAAAGCUAUUUUCCACAAGCUUAAUGCAAUGUUGUUCACAGGCAAACUGACAGGCAUUUUUCUGGAAAAUAAAUUUUUGUGUAUCAAGGACCCACAAAACAAGUUAUUCCAGUGAAAAAUCGCCAUUGUUUGCUACAGAAUUUUUUUAUUUUAGACUAUGUAAGUAGUAUGUUAGAAAGUAAAACAAAAUCUCGAUGUGGAAAGUUUGAUAUUUGUUAAAGUUAGAAAGAAAAGAAGAAAGAAAAAAUGUUUGAAUUGAAUUAUAAGUUCAUUAAAACAUCGUAAAAAGCUGGAAACAGUUUUUGUAAGCAGUCAAGAUAUAUUCUUUUCUUAGUUCUUAAACACAAGUUUUUAUUUGGAAGGAAAGGAUAAAAGUUCAAUUCUUUAUUGGGUUCCUCAUAAACACUGUUCACCAUUAAAUGUAGGAUCAUUAUUAUAGCAUUGGGAAGGGUGUUUGGAAUCAGUGCAAAUUGGAAUUCCUUUGUCAUGUGAAGUGUAAAUGGAAGUCAUUAAAUCAUUUUUCCCAAUCAAUUUGUAUGGGCAGUUCAUGUGGUUUGACAAAUGUUUCCAUUCCACAAGAAUAUGAGGUUCAUUGGAAGGAUAAUGUGGGUGUGUUCAUGUUCCCACAUUCCAUUCUGGGUGCCUAGGUUACGUUUGAAUGUGCAAAAUGUUUAAUUAUUAUGAUUUGAAUGGUGCAUGGCAAUUGAGAAAGUUUGUGCUAUUAAUCCUUCUCUCUUUUUGGUGCAUUAAGACUGUACCAUAUGCAGAUUAUGAAAAGUGAAUUUUACCAUCUGUGUGCAGUUACCUAUAUUAAAGAUUGAAGGUAUAUUUUGUCAUAAGUUUUCUUUUAAGACUGUUAUAUCUUUUUUCAUUUAAGUUCUGUAUUAUUUUGUGAAAUAAUUUAUUGAUUAACAUGUUGCUUCAUUGUUCAGAAAGCAGUGGUAGCUCAUGCCAGUUGAGGUUUCUGUUACAACCAAACAAAUUCACAAUUUAAAUAUAUUUAAUAUUCUUUUGUAUUAUUUGUAUCAGUACUCUCAUGAAUUAUAAUAACAUUACAAUUUUGUGUAACUGUUGACCCAAUGAUUGCAAUGGCCCACGUUGCUCCUGUGAGUCUUAAUGCUAAAGUACAGGUGAUGAUGAAUUAUUGCCUGUAAGUGACAGGCAAUGGAGCAUCUCAAGGCAUGUAACUCCACGAUGUGUCAACCCUCAAAGACCCUGGGGUGGGAACAGUGCCAUCAGACCAAUGAGCACAUGACUUUCGCGUUGUGCGCUUUUGCCCAAGUGACAUGUUUUGUGUGCUGAUGACAAGAUCCCAGAGGGGCAGGGGUGACAAACUUCAUCAGAAAGCUGUGAAAACAGCUCAGCAAAUCAUUGAUGUGUACUAAUUAUUUGAGUGUCAAUUAGCAUUAUGACAAAAAAAAAUUUCAAACUAACUUAAAAUUUGUAUGUUUUCAGAUUAAUGUAAAUUGACACCAAAACAUUUAUGAAAUAUCAACAACAUAGCAUUGUUCAUUUAAGGUAAACUAAUGCUUUAUGUCCUCCAUGAUGGUACCACCCAUUUUGACUACUUUCAAGAAUAGGCAGUAGACAUAGAUUCACAGUGCCUUACAUACAACUGGGUUCAUUGACGCAGACAACUAGACCAUACCACCACAUCUAUUUGUGAACCACCAACUUAUAAUCAUGAGCUGCCACUGGGAGAAAUUCUGUUCAUGAAAUCUGGAAGAUAUUAUAUUACUUUGUAUUUUUAUAGAUUUUUUUGGCCAGUCACCAAAGUAGUUUUGCAGCUUUAUAAAAUGUAUGUAUUGAAAGCUCCCAAGUUUUGAAGCUUAUUGAAAUUCCAUUUGUGGGAUUGAAUUGACUAAUCUGUUCUUGACUUGUGUUGCAAUUAUGAUUGAAUUUUUUGUAGGAAUUACAUUCUAAGUUAGCUAUGACUUUCCUUUUUUCUUUUAAGAAAAUGUGCACAUUGAAAGAGG
This is a messenger RNA of Gryllus bimaculatus (two-spotted cricket), 5208 nucleotides long. The record is from the annotation of a GenBank genome assembly. Lineage: Eukaryota; Metazoa; Arthropoda; Insecta; Orthoptera; Gryllidae.